AUGGGAGAAUUGAAGGACACUGAGGCUUACGAGGAAGAGCUCCUCGAUUACGAAGAAGAAGAUGAGAAAGCUCCCGAUUCUGCCAAGCCCGCCGAAUCUGGCAAGAAGGGUUAUGUUGGCAUCCAUAGUUCGGGAUUUCGAGACUUCCUGUUGAAGCCAGAGCUUCUGCGAGCCAUUGUAGAUUCAGGAUUUGAGCAUCCUUCAGAAGUGCAACAUGAAUGCAUCCCUCAAGCAAUCUUAGGAAUGGAUGUCAUUUGCCAAGCAAAAUCUGGGAUGGGAAAGACUGCUGUUUUUGUUCUUUCUACACUUCAGCAAGUUGAUCCUGUUCCUGGUCAAGUUGCAGCUCUUGUCCUUUGCCACACAAGAGAACUGGCUUAUCAGAUUUGUCAUGAAUUUGAGAGGUUUAGCACAUAUCUUUCUGAUAUAAAGGCUGCUGUUUUCUAUGGUGGUGUCAAUAUCAAGGUUCACAAAGAAUUGCUCAAGAAUGAAUGUCCUCAUAUUGUUGUUGGAACUCCUGGGAGGAUUCUUGCUCUGGCUAGAGAUAAGGACCUUGGUUUAAAGAACGUGAGGCAUUUUAUACUUGAUGAGUGUGACAAGAUGCUCGAGUCACUUGAUAUGAGAAGAGAUGUCCAAGAGAUUUUCAAAUUGACCCCUCAUGAUAAACAAGUGAUGAUGUUUUCAGCUACACUCAGUAAAGAGAUUCGACCUGUUUGCAAGAAAUUUAUGCAAGAUCCUAUGGAAAUUUAUGUAGAUGAUGAGGCCAAAUUGACUCUUCAUGGUCUUGUCCAGCAUUACAUCAAAUUGCAAGAGUCAGAGAAGAAUAGGAAGUUGAAUGAUCUUCUUGAUGCUCUGGACUUCAACCAAGUAGUUAUUUUUGUCAAGAGUGUUAGCAGAGCUGCCGAGUUGAACAAGUUGCUUGUGGAAUGUAACUUCCCAUCCAUCUGUAUACAUUCUGCGAUGUCACAGGAAGAGAGAUUGAAACGAUACAAGGGCUUCAAGGAAGGGAAGCAAAGGAUUCUCGUGGCAACCGACUUAGUAGGGAGGGGGAUUGACAUUGAACGUGUUAAUAUAGUUAUUAAUUAUGACAUGCCUGAUUCUGCUGAUACUUAUUUGCACAGGGUGGGAAGAGCUGGUAGAUUUGGCACGAAGGGGCUUGCAAUUACUUUUGUGUCAUCCACUGCCGACUCUGAAGUUCUUAAUCAGGUGCAAUCCAGGUUUGAAGUUGAUAUAAAGGAGCUUCCUGAACAAAUUGACACUUCGACAUAUACCGCAAAAGUUCCAUCGGAAUGCCAAACUGAUGACGUUUUGGAACAAUCAGGAGGAGGAAUUCGACUGUUACCCUCAUUGAGGGAUAAUUAG
Sphenostylis stenocarpa is the source of this 1359-nucleotide messenger RNA. The record is from the annotation of a GenBank genome assembly. NCBI's taxonomy places the organism in Eukaryota, Viridiplantae, Streptophyta, Magnoliopsida, Fabales, Fabaceae.